This is a messenger RNA of Hippocampus zosterae (dwarf seahorse), 7947 nucleotides long. RefSeq names its product Rho GTPase activating protein 23a (gene arhgap23a). The record is from RefSeq and is a predicted model, not a curated record. Gene Ontology annotation, biological process: signal transduction. Lineage: Eukaryota; Metazoa; Chordata; Actinopteri; Syngnathiformes; Syngnathidae. Gene Ontology annotation, molecular function: protein binding. The coding region runs from base 656 to 6016 and encodes 1786 amino acids. The transcript is spliced from 24 exons.
UAAACAGUAUCAUCAAACUAAUCUGUUUGAGGAAACACACGUGCUGCUGGCCCCCAAAGCGCCACCUGGUGGAUGUUUACAGUGACUCACUCGUAUUUCCUUUGGCGAGGGCGGUUCUGCAGCGGCGAUGUCGCCAAGCCAAAUCUUACAGCCGUGCUGCUUUUAUGACAGAGUUUAAUUACAUACAAUAGCUAUGUAUAUUUAUAGUUAGCCCAGAGUGUGUGCGGAGUUUGCUUGGAAUAAUAGACCAAAUUCAAUGCACAAAAACGGGCAUUUAAAAGAAGUUGACAUAUGUGCCAGUGUGUCCGUUUCGUGUCGUUCUCAAAGGUUUUGUGCGCAAAAUAUCGUAAGUAAGUCAAAAUGUGUUUGGCGGCAAAUCUUGUGUUAUCGAUGCAGAAUAUUUCGUUUUUGUGGCAACAUACAGUAGCGGUCAGAGAUUUGGAGAUGCUUUGUCAUUGAAUCGAAUGAGAAGUGCUUUUGACCGUCGCUUUGGAGGUCACGUUGCUCUUUCGUUGGCGACCACUUUGUGUCUCUUUGGUCAACCCAGCUACUUAGGCACGCGUGCCACCACGGUAUCUGUCCUGCAUGAUGUUUUUGGGGAUUACAUGAGUUUGUCCUGCCUGGUGGAUGUUGACUUCUGGUGGCUUGCUGACAGAUGAGAGGAUUUGUCAGCCUUAAGCCAUACACAGUGGAGAAGGGUGACGGGGAGGAGACAAGCCGGGUGUGCUUUUGGGGGUGGACACACUCGCUUUGUAUGCAGGAGACCAGCCGCACAGCCACGCUGUCACUCUCGAUCCAGAGACUCACUCCGGAGCUACCAUGCGGGAUUAAGAUUUGCAAAGAUGGAGAAGAGAAGGCCGGCCAAGUCUCGGAUGCUCCAUUGAGUUUGUGUCCCAUGCGCUCGGUUUGCAAUGCGCACGUGAGCGAACGCUACCGCCCCGUCCCCAUGCCCGCCGCCAUGCUCCCGUGCCCUUCGCCGGCCGGGUUCAACUGGAGCUUCCAGAACCCGGUGGGAGUGGAUUGCAGCUCCCCCGAGCCUCGCUGCAUAUGGGUGGCGGUGCUGCGCGGCAUCACCGGGCCGCCGCCAGUCAUGCCUGUGGGACGCAGCCACAUCGCCUAUCAGGCGAAAGGGCGAAGGGAUGGUCUCUCGUCGCCCUCCGCCGACAACAACCCCCGGCCACCGAUGGCGUCGCGGCCGGGCAGGGAGGGCAUCAGCGGGGCGUGGAAGGGCCCACGCACGCUGGUCCUCCGCAAGAACUCGCAGGGUUUCGGCUUCACGCUGCGGCACUUCAUCGUUUACCCGCCGGAGUCCACCCUGCACACCACCCUCAAGGAUGAGGAGAACGGCAACGGAAAGGGUUACCAGAAAGGCCGACUGGAGCCGAUGGACACCAUCUUUGUGAAGAAUGUGCGGGAGAAAGGUCCCGCUCACCAAGCGGGCCUUUGUACGGGUGAUCGUCUGGUCAAGGUGAAUGGCGAAAGCGUGCUGGGAAGGACUUACUCACAGGUGAUCGCCCUCAUCCAGAACAGUGAGAGCGUGCUGGAGCUCUCUAUUAUGCCAAAGGAUGAAGAUGUGCUUCAGUUGGUAAGUGCGUACUCCCAAGAUGCCUACCUGACUGGCAACGAGCCUUUCUCGGGGGGAGCAGAGAACCUCCCGCCACCGCCGCCCCUCUGCUACCCUCGCGCCAAGACCAUGUCGCCCGCGGGCGCUCCCCCGCCUGCCCCCAUGGGCCAGAACCAGCUCGAUAAUUGGAGUCGCUGGCCCGGUUCCCCGAGUCUCUCCUCGCCCCUGGACAACCGCUCCACCGUGUGCAGUCCUGCCGGUUGGCAAGACGGACGCUCGGUGGAGCUGGGCGGCGUGGGUCACGGCAGCCCGGCCCACCGCACUGAUGAGAUUCAGUACGGCAUGACCAGGCAGCAGCCUCAGGGGCAAACCAGGGGGCGCUCCUACUCGUCGUCCUCCUCAUCAGGGGGUCCAUUAUCCAGCCCGUUACAGGUCCACUACCCCAAUCACCACCAUGGCGGCAACUCCACGCAGGCCCAGCCGCGCAAGUCCGGCGGCUCGGCCUGGACCGGCCCGCCGCCGCCGCCUCAUCUCGAUCACGGCCAAAGCGAGCGUCGCCAGCAGGCGCUCUCGGAAUGGUACCACAGCCAAGUGCCGGAACGCUCUGGACGCAACAUGCAGGCGCGCCAACGUAGCUACUCGCAGGACCGCCUCAGUGAGUCUUGGAGGCAUCCGCAUCCGCAGCGGGCGGGCGGCUGGCCGCACAGCGCCUCACAGGACACUCUGAUGUUGGCGCAGCGGUCGGGACUUGGGCCCCACGGAGAGCCCUACUGGUGUGGAGAGUGGGGUCCCGAUGGGGGCCAUCCUGCCUCCGGCUACACUAGGACACGCUCCGAAAACCUGCUGGUGCAGUUUGAUAGCCACGGACGCUCAUUAGAGAUGCUGGACCGAGCCUCCGCCGGACUGGUCUCUCCUCGAUGCGAGACGUGGAACCAACCUCCCAAGCCGCCCCCGAGAACUGAUGUCCACCAGAGGCACGGUGGGCCGUACCCUGCGACGCAAGCCCCUCAGAAACCCCGACACUCGCUGUCACACUCCAAACACCCGACGCAGACCCAUUCCCCACCCCAACCUCAGCAGGCCCCCGCUAAGAGCAGGCGGCUUCCUCCGGGCCAAAGCAUGGACGACCAGCCGGUGGGCUACCGCAGCUACAGCCCCUCCUUCUACCGUAAGACGGGCCGCAUCAUGCAGCAGGCUCAUUCUUUCAGGGACCCUUCAUACUCCGGGCCUCACUUGAACUGGAACACGACCCCAAAAACCAGCCCGCCAGAGGGGGCGCCGGCUUCUUCAGCCGCCACCCCGCCGGUUUCCGCCUCGCCCGAAUCCCAGGAGAGAGCGUACAGGCCCACCAACCACGAGCGGGGGUCAACGGAGGUGCCGGUGCAGACACAAGAGGUGGUGAUGCGCCAAAAGCCUCCCAGCGGACGCAGGAACGCCCACGGCAUGCGGCACCCUCACUACGCGCUGCCCAUGGAUGGCCUGGAGCCCUCCUUGUUUUCACCCGAACCCCCAGACUCGGCGACCACGUCAAGCUCUUCCGGAGACGCGGUUCCGUUUAAGGCCAAUGGCAACCUCGUCUCCCUAGAGGACGAUUCGCUGGCGUCCAUCCCCUUCAUUGAUGAGCCCACCAGCCCCAGCGCCGACUUGCGCGCCCGCCACGUGCCGGCGUCCUCUGUGGUCUCCAGUGGCAUGAGUUCGGCGCCCGCCACGGUUGCCAGCCCUGCUUCCCCCACCUUCACCUUUCCCGCCACUAGGCUCUUCUCACAUGACUCCAGCGCUAUUAAAUCGGGUCGCCGUUCCUCCUAUCUUCUAGCCAUCACCGCCGAGCGCUCCAAGUCCUGCGACGAGGGACUCAACGCCUUCCGGGACGACGGGCGAGUCUUCUCGAGGCUACCGAAGAGAGUCAAGAGCUUCUUCACUGACGGGUCUCUAGACAACCUGGGCACGGCAGAGGAGGUGCGCUCUAAACGUCACUCCACGUCCGAGUUGGGCACCAUCACCUACAGCGACGUGCGGCUGGAAGGAUGGCUGCACUUCAAGCAGAUCCUCACAGAAAAGGGCAAGAAGGUGGGCAGCGGCAUGCGCCCGUGGAAGCGUGUGUUCUCGGUGCUGCGCUCGCAGUCGCUCUUCCUGUACAAGGACAAGCGCGAGGCGGUGCUGCGCGGCGCCGAAGACGAGCAACCCAUCAGCAUCCGCGGCUGCUUGGUUGACAUCGCCUACAGCGAGACCAAGCGCAAGCACGCCCUCAGGCUCACCACGCAGGACUUCUGCGAGUACCUGCUGCAGGCCGAGGGCCAAGACCAAAUGUUGGACUGGAUCCAGGUCAUCAGGGAGAACAGCAAGACGGACAGCGAGGAGCUCGGCUUUUCCAGGCAGGCGCUGAUCAAUAAGAAACUGAAUGACUACAGGAAGCAGAGCCCAACAGGCAGUAAACCCGACUCUUCGCCCAGGAUGUCCCGCAUGAAGCCUCCCUUCCUCCUCGCCAAGACUGAGAACGCUUUGGGUGCGCCGCGCUCCCCCAAGCCAGAUGGCAAAGAAGAGAGCAGCCCCCCCAAGUCUCCGUGGGGAAUCAACAUCAUGAAGAAGACCAAGAAAGCUGGACCGAAAGCCUUUGGUGUCAGGCUGGAGGACUGCCUGCCGGGCGUCAACAACAAGUUCAUCCCGCUGAUCGUGGAGAUCUGCUGUGGCCUGGUGGAGGACAUGGGUCUGGAGUACACGGGCAUCUACCGUGUGCCCGGUAACAACGCCAUGGUAUCGCUGCUACAGGAGCAACUCAACAAGGGCGUCGACAUCAACCCGGCAGAGGAGAAGUGGCAGGACCUCAACGUUGUCAGCAGCUUACUGAAAUCUUUCUUCCGGAAGCUUCCGGAGCCUCUUUUCACCAACGACAAGUACAACGAUUUCAUCGAGGCCAACAGAAUGGAAGAUGCGUCGGAGAGACUGAAGACCAUGAAGAAGCUGAUUCGAGACCUUCCAGAUUAUUACUACCACACGCUCAAGUUCUUGGUGUGUCACUUGAAGACGGUGGCAGACCAUUCUGAUAAAAACAAGAUGGAGCCCCGUAACCUGGCUCUGGUGUUUGGGCCAACGCUGGUGCGCACUUCCGAGGACAACAUGAAGGACAUGGUCACACACAUGCCAGAUCGCUACAAGAUAGUGGAGACGCUCAUACAGCAUUACCUCUGGUUUUUCAGUGAGGAGCCAGACAAGGACGAAAAGACGCCAGUGGACACUGAGGACGUGCAGCCCGUCCCGAACAUUGACCACCUGCUUUCCAACAUCGGGCGGACGGCUUUGCUCGGGGACGCCUCAGACUCCACCAACAGUGACUCCGCGAAAUCCAAGGGCUCCUGGGGGUCCAAGAAAGACCUCACAGCCAAGGACUUUCUGACUCUGUCCAUCAUGUCGGCGGUGACGGGACGCAAGCGCCGCAAGCGUCACAACGCUCGGCGGGUGGGCAGCAGCACCGAUGACGACUCGGAGCACGACGCCGUCAAGGCGGAGGAGGGGGAGGAAGAGGAGGAGGAGGAAGAGGCGGGAAGCGGCAGCGCUCCUCAGGAGGAGGGCGAGGAGGAGGACGAUGACGAAGAUGAGGAGAAAGAGGAAGUUAAAGAAGAGGAGCAAGAGGCGGCGACAGCGGCGAAAUGCGGCAAGGAGGAAGAGGAGGUGGGAGGAAGGGCGGAUGCCCGCUCCAUCGUGUCGGGCUACUCGACGCUGUCCACUUUGGGCCGCAGCCUGGGGGCGGACGAUGCCGACGACGAGCACAGCGAGCUGGUGAGCGAGACGGACAACGAGAGCGGUUUCGCCUCGCGGGAACGUCCCGGGAAGCCGCCGCCUCUGCCUCCCAAACCCUCGUUUGGCGCGGCGGAGAGGGCCGCCGGCGACGGCGGCGGCGGGGCGCGCUCCACCACGCCAUCGUCCACGUCUUCGUCGCACAGGCUGCACUCGACCUUCAACUCGCAUAAGCUCAUCCAAUGCGACACCCUUGCGCGCAAGAAGAUGAAAGCUCGCUCGCUGGACCUGCUGGAGAUCGCCGACACCGGCCCCGGAGACGACGACACGCCCAGGACGAGGAGCCACACGUCAUCGGGGAGCAGCCAGGAGAAUCUGCGCAUAUCCCGGGCGAGGUUGACGGCCCCGCCCCCUCCCAGUGAAGCGGCGUCCUUCGCCCCCGCCGGCAAGUCCCUGCGCGCGCGGCUGCUGGGCUCGGCCGACGACCUGCGCAGCGUGGGCAUGCGCAAGCCGCUAUCGCCCGAGAGCCGCCGCAAGAGGCGCGCCUGGCGCCGACACACAGUGGUGGCGUCGCCCACCGAAGCGCCGAGCGACAAGCGGCCGCCGCUGGCCGCCGCAGAGUUUCCGCUCUCGCGCGUCAGCCCCAAAGAAGACGACGGCGUCCAACGAGGGUCUUCUGGCCAUCAAGCGCCCACGUCCAGGUUUCACCAGUACCUUUGAGUGGCAGUGGGCGGGGCGACGAUGCUCCUAGAAUUAGAAAAAAGGUGACGUCCAAUCGGGGCAAGACUGGAUCAUCCACUGAGGUGCAGUUCCCACUCAUUCGCAUCACAACCCAAACAUCACCACCGUGGGGCAAUGAUAGCAACAAGUGAGCGUCUUUUGCACGCUGGCCCGUGAUUGACAACUGCUGAUCCUGCGCAACUUGCUCGUCCACAAGAAGAUGAAGGGCAAUAAAAUCCAAGCUCAGAAAUCCCUGACGCCGCCCCGGGUGCCUCUGUCCCUCCAAGGGGCCGACGCGUUGUCAGGAAGCAACCGGGAAACUCUCGGCCUAUCCCGGCCCGGCUCAGGCUGCCCCACGCCCAGCUGCGGGUCAGCGCACUGGCUUGUUUUAGUUGUUUUGGUUUUUUUUUAAUUCUAAAUCCAUUGCCAAAGCUUUCUCAUUUUGUUACUUCAUGUAAUUGUGUAUUUUGUAGGGUGGAGACACACUCUGACCUCAUCAUCACCACCACCCCCUCCACUGCGCAAAAGUUUUGGGUCGCCACGAGACUUGUGUUUUAAUACCAUACGGACAUUUGAAUUUGUUUGGCGUUGAUGAGGCAAAAUGACCACCAGGGGGCGUCUCGUUGAGAUUCACUCUCAAAACCCUCGCGUAUUGAUGCAAGUAAUGUGAUAUCGAAUCGUUUCAUCCAACAAGAAAGGUCCUUUUGUUGCCAUUUUAGCAUUUACAAAAUGUUUUUAUUGCAUCGACAAUGUGUCUGACCAAAAAAAAAACAACAAAAAAGAUGAUACCAUCACACGUGUUAGCAUUAACCGCGCAGAAGCAUUCUUAAUUUAAGGCAGAAUUUCUGGAUUGUUUUAAAAACACAGUGUAACUGUCUUUGUUUUAUGUUUACUUUGACAGUUAACUUCAACUGGGAAUGGUCUGAAACAGCUUGAAGCCUGUUUUUUUUCCCCUUUCUUUUCAAGAAUUGUUCACUAUUUGCCAAACUGCUGCUUCUCGUGAAGUGAGUGGACUUCAGUGCCACUGCCCAGCACUCUUAUCUCAAGGCACCGCUUACUUAUGUUUGAACAUUAACACUGUGCUUAAAUAUAGGAACAUUUUAAGAAACAAGAGAAAAAAAAAACGCAUUUAAAGGAUGACUAUUCUAAUGCGCUCAGCUUUGAUGGUGGCCCAAGCCUUUUGCUCAGGAUCCCCAUUGUCUUUUCCCCCCGCAUGAAUUUUGGUGCUUUUUAUUGUUUGCUUGUUUGUUUUUGUUGGGAGAGAGGAAAAAAAUGUCAAAACGUAUCAUUUGAUCACGGUUGGCUUCUUUUCCUCCAUUUUUUUUGUUGUAACAUUUGUAUAAAGCCGUAUUAUGUUGUACAUAUGAAAGUUUUCUUUUUAACCUUAAUAAUAAUACUCCUUUUUUUUAAUGGUUUACAAACAUUUCCUUCUCCAGACACUACUUGAAACGUUCCCUUAAUAUAUUGUUUGUAUAAACAGUAUUAUGUGUAUUUUUUUUAUAUUGUGACGUCGCAGCUUACGAAGGCCUUUUUUGUGUCGGGAUAGUCGCUCGUCUUAGGUUUUACGUCAAAGCUUCCUGGUCACGUCACUUCAAACCUCACAACUUCCUUGCGUUCAAAUAAGUGCCUCCUUUCUGGAAUGUUCCGCAGUGCCAUGCUGGCUUCUUGUCCCCUCCUCCUUCCCCGGCUCGGUUCCAAAGACGUGUUCAAUGAAUUCAUAAGGGAAAAAAUUAAUAAAAAAAAAAAAGACAAAGAAAAAGCACACUAUGCACUCUCCCUUGUGGUGUAAACUAAAAGGUGUCGCUCAUGUUUUUGUACAUAGUAUGUAACAUUGUCCCUCUUGUGUGUACAUUUUUGGAAUGGCUUAUGAGUAUAACUCUGUUUAGCUUAUUAUUAUAUAUGAUGUAAAUAAACAUAAGUAUGUUUCAAAA